Molecule: messenger RNA, 261 nt
Organism: Peronospora matthiolae
Lineage: Eukaryota; Oomycota; Peronosporomycetes; Peronosporales; Peronosporaceae
Source: the annotation of a GenBank genome assembly
AUGACCACGCACUCUCGACACGCCGACGAUGAGCUGAUACACUCGUUCAUCAACCACAGCAAGCAUUUGCGCAAGAUCCUGCUUCCCGUCUUUGCCGACCUGCAGUUCUGCGUGGUGUUUCGUCUUUUGCCAAUGCGCGCUCGAUUUUGGUUCCUUGUCGCUUCGAACCCGCGUAUCCAGUACUGUGUGCAAGAUGGAUGCAAUGCAAUCGAGACAGAGCAACAUCUGUUUUUCGACUGCAAUCUCGCAUCACGUCUGUGA